This is a messenger RNA of Abrus precatorius (Indian licorice), 1880 nucleotides long. Its product is annotated as monocopper oxidase-like protein SKU5. Gene Ontology annotation, molecular function: copper ion binding; oxidoreductase activity. The record is from RefSeq and is a predicted model, not a curated record. The transcript is spliced from 9 exons. Lineage: Eukaryota; Viridiplantae; Streptophyta; Magnoliopsida; Fabales; Fabaceae. Bases 36 to 1823 code for a protein of 595 amino acids.
UUGAGAAGAGAUAGAUUCACCGAGUGAGGAACACGAUGCUAUCAUUAUCUUCUUGGUUCUUCGCAGUGCUUCUAUGCUUCUUAGAUGUUGCUUUUGCAGGAGACCCUUUUGUCUUCUAUGAUUGGACCGUAUCCUACACCACAGCUUCCCCACUUGGAGUUGAACAGAAGGUAAUUGGAAUCAAUGGGCAAUUUCCAGGACCAGUUCUGAAUGUCACCACAAACUGGAAUGUAGUAGUCAAUCUGAAGAAUAAUCUUGAUGAACCAUUACUUCUGACAUGGAAUGGUAUACAACAUAGGAAAAACUCUUGGCAGGAUGGGGUUUCAGGAACUAAUUGUCCAAUUCCAGCAGGUUGGAAUUGGACAUACGAGUUUCAAGUUAAAGAUCAGAUAGGGAGUUUUUUCUACUUCGCUUCCCUAAACUUUCAAAGAGCUGCUGGAGGAUAUGGAGGAAUCAUCAUAAACAACCGAGAAGUUAUUCCUGUUCCCUUUGGAUUGCCAGAUGGAGAUAUUACGAUAUUUCUAAGUGACUGGUACACCCGGAGUCAUAAGGAACUCAGGAAAGAUGUUGAAAAUGGGGUUGACCUUGGAAUCCCUGAUGGUGUGCUUAUUAAUGGACUAGGUCCUUACCGCUAUGAUGACAAUCUUGUCCCAAAUGGCAUUUCAUACCAAAUAAUAAAUGUGGAGCCAGGGAGAACAUAUCGCCUACGAGUUCACAAUGUUGGUAUCUCAACAAGCUUAAAUUUUAGGAUACAAAAUCACAACUUACUUCUUGUGGAGACCGAAGGCUCAUACACAAUUCAGCAAAACUACACAAACAUGGAUAUUCAUGUGGGUCAGUCCUAUUCAUUCUUGGUUACAAUGGAUCAAAAUGCCACCACUGAUUACUAUAUUGUUGCCAGUCCCUGUUUUGUUAAUUCAUCAUGGGCUAGAGCUACUGGAGUUGCCAUUUUGCACUACUCCAAUUCUCAGGGACCUGCCUCAGGUCCUCUUCCAAGUCUUCUUGGUGAAGAUGAUCCUUCUUUCUCAAUAAAUCAAGCAAGAUCAAUAAGGUGGAAUGUGUCUGCUGGUGCUGCACGUCCAAACCCACAGGGUUCUUUCAGAUAUGGUGAAAUUACUGUGACAGAUGUAUACGUUAUUCUUAAUAGACCUCCAGAGCUUAUAAAUGGAAAGUGGCGUACUACACUUAAUGGUAUAUCAUAUUUACCACCUUCAACACCCCUGAAGCUUGCGCAACAAUUUAAAAUUCUAGGGGUGUACAAGCUUGAUUUUCCAAAUAGAUUGAUGAACAGACCUCCAAAAGUUGAUACUUCUCUGAUUAAUGGCACUUUCAAAGGUUUUAUGGAAAUAAUCUUUCAAAACAAUGACACCACAGUCCAGACGUACCAUAUGGAUGGCUAUGCAUUCUUUGUUGUCGGCAUGGAUUUUGGGGUAUGGACAGAAAAUAGCAGAAGUACUUACAACAAGUGGGAUGGUGUGGCUCGCUGCACUACGCAGGUCUUUCCUGGUGCUUGGACAGCAAUUUUGGUAUCUCUUGACAAUGCCGGUAUUUGGAACCUUCGUGCACAGAACCUCAACUCUUGGUAUAUGGGCCAAGAAGUUUACGUGCAAGUUGUAAACCCAGAGAAAGAUGAUAAUGAGAAUUCUUUGCCUGACAAUGCAAUUUUCUGUGGAUUACUUUCCUCCCUUCAAAAGGACCAGUCUCACAAAUUCCAGUUCUCAGUGGGAUCACCUUCCUGCAGUUAUUCUAGAAUGAUGUUAUUCAUCAUACUAUUUCUAGCAUCACUUGAAAGUUUAUUUGGUAUGUGGAGUGUUGAACAUUAAGUCAACUAAAACACAGAAGGAAAUUGUUUGUAAUAUGGCACAAGCCAUUUUAUUUAU